AUGGGAGCUCCAAAUAUCAUUUCGGACUCACAAUCAGAAGUGGAUGAUGAUACAUGCAUCACUUGGAAUUACAUAGAAGCUGCAAACAAGAAGAACGAAGAACAAAUAUUUAGAAGACAGCAGCAUAUACUGAAGGAUUUGAAACCACUUACUUACGAUUUCUCAGAUUUACCAACUCAGAGAACGAGGCGUCAUGUCUUUUGUCAAAGACAUGUCUACACUGCCGAUUUAUCUGAAUACCUCAACUUAUCCUCGAGGGAGCAAUUGGAUACACUUUCAAAAAAUGGAAAAAGUGAUGAGGAGAUUCUAUAUAUGCUCAACAGGAAGUACAAGAAGCUCAGGAAGUUUUAUGAGGGACUGGGGAUCAAGAGACACCGCUUCAAAAAGAAGAACUUUGACGUUUAUUUGGACGACUUCAAGAAGUACCAGACCGGUAGGGAUGGGAGAAGUUUCUAUGAGAUGCAAGACCAGGCAUUAGAUGAUUUGGAAGAUCAAAAACGACUGAAUGAUCUUCUCGAAAAGGAAUUGCAGGAUGUUGAUACAACUGAGGACGAGAACGAGGUAGAUACUGACAAUGAGAAAGUACCAGAACAAUUAGAUCCAAAUGCAUAUCUUAAUGAUAACGAGGAUGCCAGUCAGCAGGUUAUUAUGAGCACAAACAGACGUAGAGGACGUGUUGUCGAAGAGAAAGCGGUUGUAAGUUUAUUAAGUGAUGACAAAAAGGAGGAAGAAAAGAUAAAUGAGGCUAAGAGUACGUCUCAGGAGAUGAUUGUAAGUGCAGGUCACGAGCAAUUUGACAAAUCUAGAUCCUCAACUUUUGACCAACAUUUUCCUCCCGAUAAGAUAGUACCUGUUGUCCAAUCUUUUCACUCCACUGACAGGCUUCCAUCUUCUCUUUCCAGUAGCCCAGUUGCUCCACUGCGUGUUUCCAGGCGUACUAGACGACACAAAUUUUCCCAGGAUCAUGUGUAUGUCACAGACACCGCUGUGCAUCUUGGAUUAGUCUCUGCAUAUGUUCUUAACGAUAUGUAUGACUCAAAUGAGUCGUAUGAUCAGGUCAUACAAUUUCUUGAAGUCUCGUACAAGCACAAAAGAGACCAGAGAGUUGUUAAAGAAAUUGGUUUGGGUCCUUUUGCAAAAUCGACUUUCCAGUCAUAUUUGGACGACGAGAAUAAGCAUCUUAUAUCUGAUGGGCGUCGAUUGGUUGUGGGUCAAAAUGAACAGGAAGAUAGCAUGAAGGAAUUUUUAAAGAAUGAUAACUUCGACAUCUCUGAUGAGGAUUAUGUGUUCCCCGACGAUGAACAUUCUACUCAUGAUCCAAAUACUGAUACCUACGCUGAAUCUGAGGACGAUCACGUGUUUGACAUUCCUAGUGAUUCUAAUUCCAGACAGUUGACAACUGGUUUUGCUUCGAGGUCGCUAAUAUCAUCAUCGGAGCCUUCUAAUGAUGAUGAUAAGUUUAUGUUCAGGAAUAGACUGUUAAACAAACGGAUGGCAUUACACGGAAUCCUUCCCGCCUCAUUUUACAAGGUUUCAGGUGAGCGUGGCUCCAGAUCUCACCUAAAUGUUUACAAGUCUAAGAGAGGUUUUAAUGCGGAUAGUGGGCCUCUCUUACCCGGCAUUGCCAGACGUAAGAAAGCAGUUCAUGCUCAGGUAUCUGCACCUUUGGAUGAGAUGACUCGAUUUUUGGCACCAGAUAGCGAACCCAUCGAGGGGAUGGAGGCCGACCCAGCAGAGUAUCACAAGGUCAGUAAAACUUUGGAGGACUUGAAAGGUAAUACUGAUGAAUCUGUGUUCCUCAUACCAUCCGAUAGCGAAAAUGGCAGUGGCAUCAAUAGUGAUUCUAGUCAUGAAAUGUCUGAAGUGGAAGAUGAUGAUGAUCUGAUCACUGUAAACGAUUAUGAUGUAUUUAUUGAUCAUAUGAGAGAUGACAUGAAUAUGGAUGGCAGCGCUGAGGAGGACAAUAGGACAGGAAUGAACUACAUGCUUAGCCGAGAACCGAGAAAAAAAGGUGUAACAACAAAAAAGAGAAAGCGUCCAUCAAAGGGUUCAAACACUCUAAAAAUGAGAAGUUUACCUAAGAUGACUCGUCCUGGGGGAAAAUAUACUAAACCAGGUUUCCAUCGUCUUCCGUCUUCGAGAUUUAGGAAGCUUUCUGCGAGGAAUCAUAUCUCUUCUUCAUCUAUCUCUCAUCCUGAUGUUGUAUGGUUGAGUGAACCUGAGGAUGGUCAUAUGACGGUGUAUGAUGAUGGAUUUGAAGGUAGUGAUGACUCGGUUAAGAAGUCCUUUUUGCUUAAUAAUUCUCCAACAACCAAGAGCGUUAAGGAAACUGAUAAUAAGACUAAUGAAGGCUAUGCUCGGACGUACUGGACUCCCCGUAUAUCGAAGUCGGGUCAACGUUCGGAGAGGAAGCAUGUUCGUCAGGAAACACGGCCCUCUCGGUCCCGAAGAUCUCGUGAUUCUUAUCAGACUUCUGGUGUCUGGAAUGCGUCUUCGUUUCAAGACGCGUUUUAUUUUGGGAGAAACAAAGUCAAUGGUACUCCACAAGUUGAAGGUACUUUCAGUGAACCGUAUUCCCAAUGUCCAGGUGUGACCCCUAAUGAAAGGCUCAAAAUUGAUGUUAAAAGGCAUGCUCCUAGUCGCAAUACAUUUAUUGACACUGUCACCAAGCUUGACAGGGCAGUUAAUGAACAGAGACCUCUUGCAACUAGCUUAGAUAAUAUAACUCUUCAGAUGUAUCAAUCUUUACAGCUGAGGUCAAAUUCCGUCGUUUAUUCAAGGCUGAUUCAGGAGUGCUUGAAAUUGGAGGGUGACUACUUCAAGGAGGAUGAUACUGUGUUUGAGUAUUGCAGCGUCAGAUUCUCUAUUUCCUCUUAUGGUCCAUUUUCUGAAUGUCCAGGUUUGAUUACGGCCUUGCUUAAAACCAUUCAAGCAUCGUUAGGUGAGGCUAAAACCAUUACCAGGCAGGUGCUUAUUGAAUUGAGAAAAUGCCUGAUUCGAAUGAUUCAGCUUCUUUGGAAUCUUAAGCAUUCCAGUUUCAAUAACUUGAAAGCAGUGGGUCGAAUUUUACUUGAAUUUGUACGUGAGCAGCAGAUUAAUUUAAAGAGUGAUAAGCUAAAGUUGCUCUGCUUACCGUACCAUCUUAUAUUUAUGGACUUACUUCAUAAAAUUAUGAGAAGUGAAAACGAUAUGGAAUAUGUCAAGUAUGAGAAGGAAGCAGGCGAGCUCGAGAGAGCCUACAUUAUCUUGUUCUGCUCUAUGCCGGCUCCAAAGGUCUACAAGUAUUUUAAAGGAGGAUCAGAUAAGCAGUCUUUUUUCUUUGAAGCUGGAUGCUUGUUCUUAUCAUUAUCUCCAAAUCCCUGGCAGUAUGUUGCUUCGAUAGCUAUGGUAGAGAAGAAACGCCUUCCAGUUAUUAGUGUGGUUAAUUUCUUGUACUUUGUUCAUUCCCGACUUCCGGUUUUGGUAGACUGGGAGUAUUUUAUUAUGAAGAUGGAUGCUCUCAAAUCUGAAUCUGAUCCAGAAAAAUGGUUGUUGGUAUUUCGAUCUAUCCUUAAAGUGAUGCAGGAUACAUCGUGGACAUUUGAGGAAGAUUUGUUAGUGAAGAUGUACCGUUUGCUCAGCAGCCGCCGGUUUGAGAACAUUGGUGCUUUGAGACCUACUAUGUUAUGGUACUCCACACUUCCUGUCUCUAAUGUUUUUUUAGAAAGAGAUGGUUGUUUAGACAUGUACCUUAAGUUCUUGGUACUGUACGUGAGAUCUCGCCUAGACCACUCCAGGGAAGCUAAUCUUAUGGAAAGGUUAGUUCCUAUUGCAUCUGUCAAAACGAGUACCAUCAUGUUGCUCAAAAAUAGAGCGAACGUUAUGCUUGUUAUGUCCUAUUUGUUCAGAAAGGAUUUUCUUGGACACUUUAGGAUGAUAUUUAAGGCGAUCCUUGAUUUUAAAACAUCAGAAUCUUAUAAGAUUAUCUUGGAGCUUCUUUUGGCAUUAUCAAGAUGUUAUUUCAGCCUGUUCCAGAAAUUGCCUCUUGGUAUUAUUAGGCACGCGUUGCCUCAAGUCAUUUCAGCAGUAAAUGAGGGGGGUAUUGGCAUUGUUAUCGUGGCCGAAAGCUUGCGUAACCUAGUGGAUUGUUUUGACAAUCAGUUAGGUAACGGAAUUGAUGAUCCACGUAAAUUACUGCAAACUGUUGACUUGACUUGUAUUUUCUUGAAGUUGGAAGUGGUCGGUACCGGUUCCAGAAUGACCUAUAUUCCGAAUACUAUAUUGGCUGUUCUCAAGAGGGUGUUGGAAAUAACAGACACAAAAAUCUUAUUAUCAAUGGAACCGAAGUUAAAAACGGAGUUGGUGGUAUCUUUGAAGUCUGUGAUUAUGUCCAUUUCUUUUAAGAACGAUGAUCUCAAGGCUAAAUGUGUGUUACUAUGGAUCUAUCUUUCUUCUAGGUUGAACGUAACUGCAGGCUCUUUGACAUAUAUUGAGUGGCAGUAUUUUGCGGAUAGUUCAAUUCGCACCAGGUUUGAACUUCCUUUUUACACUGCUUUGCUCAAAUACUACAGACCAGUGGAUCUCAGAUACCUUCAUGAGAACUUAUUUAUGAUUUUGAUGAAGAACUUGCCAAUUGAAGACAAUCAUUUCUUUUCAUCCUUUUUUGUGGCAUUGGCUGCCCAAGGAUUUAUGCACCGGUAUGUGACAUUUAGAAGUGGAUUGGAUGUGACCAAAUUCUCAGAAAAAGAUCUCCGACAUUAUAAGCAGCAAAUUACUGUGAAAAUUUUGGCUCAGCUUGUGUUAGAGCUGAAAAAGGUCAAUCCAGAUGGAAAAUUCAGAGAUUUUCUCACGGAGUAUAUCAAGGCCCUUGAAAAGGAGUAUACUUUUCACGAGAGAACGACUCUCAAUCCUGGAAAGUAUAAUGUUUAUGCCACCCGGAUUGUUCGGUACUUGUAUACCGUUGUCGGCAAGAUGUUGCAGGAUCUACCGGAAUUUAUCAUCCUCAAGAGAAAGCUUUCGAUUACACAGAUAUUGUCCUCGUUGAACGAGCAGCUAGAAUCGGUGUCUAGCACAAACGAGCUCUACUUGCUCUUGGAAAGCGAGUAUAUUACGUCUUUGAAAUGCAACAAAUUUAGGGAGUUCGAGACGGACUUAGUCAACUACUGUCUGAAUAAUGAUGGCUUUAUUGACGACGACCAGCGUGUCUCGCCUAUUAUUGCGUUGUCCACCCUAAUUUCCUCGCAUGUAUCCUUGGUUCUUUUCGAUAAGAAAUUUUGGUUUCAUUUUGGCAACUGGUUUUCCAUCUUCACGCAUCUUGUCUUGAGUGAGUGCACCUACAAUAGUGAUGAGAUAUGGCACAUUAUUAAAGUGCUAACGCUUCUAACCAAAAUAUCCGGUACCAGUGAGUAUCCCUCUUACACAUAUCAUGAAAAUGUUUCGAUCAUCUGCGUUUAUCGGAUAAUCGAACGUUUGGGAACAUAUCUCCUAGGUUUUGAGGAUAUGGUGGAGUUUCUUGAAUCUAUCGAUGUUCUUCGGGGCUUGGAUUCAGUAGUGGAAUUGUCAGUGGCUAGAGACUUGUUUAUAUCAAUAUCGAACGAAGAACUUGAUAAGCAGGUGAGAAAAGUUUAUUCUGAAAGUGAUGCCGUGCUUUCAAGAGUUGUGAAACCAGAAAUGCGAGAAGAGAUGAUCGCAUCAAGUCGUCUGGAGAAGAACGAGGUAUCGAAGGCCGUGAUGGAAUAUAUUACCAAUUUCAAAACUUCGGUAGAUGUUGCUGCUAAUGAUUUUAAUACUGUCCUGACUCAGAAUCUUCAGUUUUUAUAG
Messenger RNA from Brettanomyces nanus, 5799 nucleotides. RefSeq lists its product as uncharacterized. The record is from RefSeq and is a predicted model, not a curated record. Bases 1 to 5799 code for a protein of 1932 amino acids. The transcript has a single exon. NCBI's taxonomy places the organism in Eukaryota, Fungi, Ascomycota, Pichiomycetes, Pichiales, Pichiaceae.